Messenger RNA from Exaiptasia diaphana, 1225 nucleotides. RefSeq names its product ADP,ATP carrier protein, mitochondrial. The record is from RefSeq and is a predicted model, not a curated record. The transcript is spliced from 3 exons. NCBI's taxonomy places the organism in Eukaryota, Metazoa, Cnidaria, Anthozoa, Actiniaria, Aiptasiidae. Gene Ontology annotation, biological process: mitochondrial ATP transmembrane transport; mitochondrial ADP transmembrane transport. Bases 119 to 1036 code for a protein of 305 amino acids. Gene Ontology annotation, molecular function: ATP:ADP antiporter activity. Gene Ontology annotation, cellular component: mitochondrial inner membrane.
AAAGCGCCUUGCGCGUCGUGUAUUCUUCCUCUUUGAUCGAUCAUUCGUCUGCCGGUGAGGAAGAGAACUGUCCAUCUUUUAGACAUAAAUCCAAGUACAGGACUUGCUACGAUCCAAAAUGUCAAAAGCAGGAGGAAAGAAGCUUCAUUUCGUUGAAAACUUUGGUCUCAGUGGAGCUGCUGCCAUCAUCUCCAAAACUGCUGCAGCACCCAUUGAACGAGUCAAGCUUCUUGUCCAGAAUCAAGAUGAGAUGUUAAAGCAGGGACGUCUAGAAACUCCAUAUAGAGGAGUUGUUGAUUGUACUCUAAGAACGUACAGAACAGAAGGGUUUUUAUCAUUCUGGAGAGGUAAUUUGGCUAACUGUAUUAGAUACUUUCCAACACAAGCCUUGAACUUUGCUUUCAAGGACCAGAUUAAAGCUCUCUUUAAGCCCAAAAAGUCUGACAGUAGUCCUCUGAAGUUUGGAAAGAACAUUGCUUCAGGAGGUGCUGCUGGUGCUAUGUCUCUUCUCUUUGUUUACUCUCUUGAUUACUGCCGAACAAGAUUGGCAAAUGACGCCAAGGCUGGAAAAGGUGGUGGAGAACGCCAGUUUAAUGGAAUGAUUGAUGUGUAUCGCCAGACAUUGAAGAGCGAUGGCAUCCCUGGAUUGUACCGUGGUUUUGUUAUCUCUUGUGUUGGUAUUAUUGUAUACCGUGGUUUCUACUUUGGUCUGUAUGACACCUUGAAGCCUAUUCUCCUUGGUGAAGACGCUGGACUCUUGAUCUCCUUCGUUCUUGGCUAUGGUGUGACUGUAUCUGCUGGUUUGGCAUCAUAUCCUAUUGAUACCAUCAGAAGACGUAUGAUGAUGACAUCAGGACAAGCAGUCAAGUACAAGGGAUCAAUCGAUUGUACCGUCCAAAUCCUCAAAAACGAGGGCGCAAUGUCACUGAUGAAGGGAGCUGGAGCCAACAUUCUCAGAGGAAUGGCUGGUGCUGGUGUGUUAGCUGGAUUUGACAAGUUCAAGGAGCUGUAUGUGUUUUACCGAUUUAAAGAGUGAAUUCACAAAGUAACUUAAAAUGUGUCUAUAAAAUUGAGAUUGCAGAGUGACAUCAAAUUACAAGAACAUUCAUUUUGUACAUGUGAGGGUAAUUGCUAUGAUUGUUUUGUAUAGGAGUUUCAAUGUUGCACAGUCACUAUGUAUAUCAUCAUAGUUUUGACAAUAAAACUCAAACAGGCUUGUGUCAAA